AUGGCACAUGGCGUCCCCAUUCAUGUUCCUUCCCAAGACAAUAUCAGUCAGCUUCAGACACCCUCAGAUGGCGACUGGUCCCAGGCGACGUUCACCUACGACACAUCCAAGGGUGCUCAAGUGUCGAGUCUCGACGAUUCAUCGUCCCCUCAAUCGAGAGACUGGCCUUCGACGGAGAAGUACUAUUCGACUCCCAUGGACAGACAUGCCUCGAGGUGUCCUCGGAUGACACUAUGGAAGACGAUUGCUCUUCCCACAGCCAUCGUUGUCUUCCCGAUGGCUGCUCUGGUCGCCGGCCUACUGGGAUUGAUCUUUGGUUACCGAGUCAGAUCAGAGGACAGCUUGUUCGCCGCAGUAUCCAACUCUGAUGCGCUGAGUAACUAUGCUGUUGUGCUGGUCCAUUUUUCGGCGACGAGGAUCGCGUUCGUGGCCUCGUGGGCAUCAACACUUGCUCCACUGUUAGCAACUUUUGUCAUGAAUCUGUCCAGCUUCCAAAGUGCUCUAGCAAUGUUCCACGCCUCGUCGGGUACCGAACAACGUGAUCUACCGACUCCCUACCAGUACAGCCUACUUAUUGGCCUCUGCUUAGCGGAAGUAGGCAGACUGAAAAGAUAUUUCUCCUACUCAAGAACCGAUGGAAUUGUCAUUCCACCAGUCCUACGUCGAGCUGCACGCACAAUGACAGUGACCCUAGUUUUGGCCGUGGUCAUUUUCGGUGCCGACACGGCUCUGCAUUACACAACCAGCACUAUCAACUUUGACCAAGUCUCAACAGUCUCGGAGAUGCACACCUACGGCCGUGGUCUCUCCGAAGAAUGCCUCAUCCUAAAUCGCACCGAGAACUUCGGCCUCCCGUGCUCACGCAACUCAGAUCUGGCUGCGUCAAAUUACUACGCCUUCAACCAGGGACAAAACGAAAUCACUUUUCUCGAGCAUGACCUAUCCAACAUCUCCGAAGUCAGUCUCGUUUUAGCACCAAACCAGCCUCCAACAAGCGAACAUGGCAUGGCCGUAAUUCUUCUUCCCCAAACAGCCAAGGUCUCUCCGUACCAGGACUACCGCGCCACGACCGCAGCAGUCGUCACGACCUGCACGCCCAUUAGCGCCGAGUGUCAGUGGAAAACUUGGGGCCCGGAAGACCUCUACAGCCAAUUCAACUGCAGUGGUAACUUCUACGGCGUUCUCGGCAUGGCACCCAACCUCACCGACACAGGCGUUGCGCUUGACGACUCCAAUGUGCCUCCACUAGGCUUCAAACCGGGCUCAGCCCUUCAAUACUCAUUCUUCAUGGACCAAGACCUCGAGACCCCAUACGACAGUACCGGUGUCAACGGUCCUGUCCUCGAAGACUCGCAGCUCAUCAAUCCCGUCUACCUCGGCGUCGCCGCCCGUGUCAUUUCGAGCGCUCAACGAGCAGGCGUCAACAUGUCCGGCGAUCCGGGCGUUCACCAAGGUCCGACACAGAACCUCGAUUUUGUCCUUCGCUGCCAAUAUGCGACCUACGAAGCUGACUACGUAUGGGUCAAUUCCACCGCCCGCAUCACUUCACUUACUCCAUCUCCAAAUGGCACUCUUGCCGAGAUUUUUCACGGGUUCAAUAUAGCGGGCAGCUACGCCGCGUUCGACAAUGACUUGUCAGACGACCUCCUCCAGUCCGCUCUGCAGUCUGACCCGCAAUCCAUGGCCGAUGACUUUGCCAAUUUCUACUCCAUACGCGUCAUGAGCGUGAUCGGUCCGUUUCUGUCUAGCAGGAUGAAUUUGCAGGAACAAGUGCGCACACCGUUACUCGUGGCCAAGGUGCCGAAAGCGCCACUCGCCAUCUUGGUGGCAGGGUGCCUCGCUUAUAUCGUGUUUGGCCUCGUGAGUGCAGUGCUGGCCUACCGCGCUCUCGACGAGGUCGAUGUCCGUGAUGUGGCGUUUCGAUUUAGUCUGUCCGCGCUGGGACUACAGGCGUUCCGGGAUGUGGUGACAGAGAAUACGGCGACCGAGGUUGACGCUGCCGGACAUCGCGUAUUCGAUGAGUACAAGAUCAGAAGUGAGACGAGCAGGGUUGCUGUUGAGGGUGAGCCUGCGAAUGGGUUUGUACUGAAGAGUUUGGUGUGA
Exophiala viscosa is the source of this 2103-nucleotide messenger RNA. RefSeq lists its product as uncharacterized. The coding region runs from base 1 to 2103 and encodes 700 amino acids. The record is from RefSeq and is a predicted model, not a curated record. NCBI's taxonomy places the organism in Eukaryota, Fungi, Ascomycota, Eurotiomycetes, Chaetothyriales, Herpotrichiellaceae. The transcript has a single exon.